Messenger RNA from Arachis duranensis, 1887 nucleotides. Its product is annotated as heat shock cognate 70 kDa protein-like. The coding region runs from base 1 to 1887 and encodes 628 amino acids. Gene Ontology annotation, biological process: protein refolding; cellular response to unfolded protein. Gene Ontology annotation, molecular function: ATP binding; misfolded protein binding; heat shock protein binding. The transcript has 2 exons. The record is from RefSeq and is a predicted model, not a curated record. Gene Ontology annotation, cellular component: cytoplasm. NCBI's taxonomy places the organism in Eukaryota, Viridiplantae, Streptophyta, Magnoliopsida, Fabales, Fabaceae.
AUGGCCAAGAAAUAUGAGGGGCUUGCAGUGGGAAUCGAUCUCGGUACGACAUACUCAUGUGUUGCUGUGUGGCAGGAAGAACACCAAAGAGCGGAGAUCAUCCACAAUGACCAAGGAAAUCGAACAACACCUUCAUGUGUUGCUUUCACUGAUAAGCAAAGGUUGAUCGGUGAUGCUGCUAAGAAUCAAGCUGCUUCCAAUCCAACUAACACUGUCUUUGAUGCUAAAAGGUUGAUUGGUAGGAAAUAUAGUGACUCCCUUGUCAAGAAUGACAUAAUGCUGUGGCCAUUUAAAGUUGUUCCCGGGGAAGAUGACAAGCCCAUGGUUGCUGUUAAACAUAAGGGUCAGGAGAAGCAUCUUUGUGCAGAAGAAAUCUCAUCUAUGAUUCUAACAAAAAUGCGUGACAUUGCAGAGAAAUAUUUGGAUGCUCCUGUCAAUAAUGCAGUAAUUACUGUCCCUGCUUAUUUCACUGACUCUCAACGCAAAGCCACAAAAGAUGCCGGCGCCAUUGCAGGCCUCAAUGUGAUGAGAAUCAUCAACGAGCCUACAGCUGCAGCAAUUGCAUAUGGCCUUGACAAGCUAGCUGGGUGUAAAGAAGAACGAAAUAUUUUGAUUUUCGACCUCGGUGGUGGUACUUUUGAUGUGUCUGUCCUUAAGGUUAAAGAUAAAGUCUUUGAAGUUAAGGCCACAGCAGGGAACACUCAUCUUGGUGGACAAGACUUUGAUCACAGAAUGGUGAAUUACUUGGUACAAGAGUUCAAAAAGAAGAACAAAAUGGAUAUUAGUAGGAACUCAAAAGCCUUGAGAAGGUUGAAAAUUGCAUGUGAAAGAGCAAAAAGAACACUCUCCUUUGCUUUUGAUGCUGCUAUUGAACUUGAUGCUUUAUAUCAAGGCAUUGAUUUUUACUCAUCAAUCAGCCGUGCUAAGUUUGAGGAACUAAACAUGGAACUCUUCAAAGAGUGUAUGGAAAUAGUAAAUCAUUGUCUCUAUGAUGCUGACAUGGAAGUGUCUGAUAUACAUGAUGUUGUCCUUGUUGGAGGUUCUUCUAGAAUUCCCAAAGUGCAGCAACUAUUGCAAGAAUUCUUCAGAGGGAAGCAUCUUUGCAAGAGUAUCAAUCCUGAUGAAGCUGUUGCUUAUGGAGCAGCAGUUCAAGCUGCUUUAUUGAGUGAAGACAUUAAGGUAGCACCAGAACUUGUUCUAAUGGAUGUUAUACCCUUAUCACUUGGUAUAGGAUUAGUAGGAGAUCGCAUGCAUGUAGUGAUUCCUAGGAAUUCUACCAUACCUGCAAGGAGGACAAGAGGAUACACAACUAAACAAAACCAAACCAGUGUGGCCAUUAAUGUUUAUGAGGGUGAAAGGACAAGAACAAGUGAUAACAACUUGUUGGGUUGGUUUAGUCUUUCUGGUCUUCCUGGUGAAUCUCGUUAUAAUCCUAUAUAUGUAUGCUUUGAUAUUGAUGCUGAUGGCAUUCUGAAUGUGUCUGCAUGGGAAGAAACCAAUGGUUGUAGGAAUGAAAUUAAUAUUACAACCAAUAAUGACAGAGAAAGACUUUCGGCUAAGGAGAUUCAGAGAUUAAUUGAGGAAGCUGAGAAGUACAAGGUUGAAGAUGCAGAGUUUUUUGAGAAGGCUGAAGCAAUACAUGCUUUGGAUCGUUAUGUUGAAAAGAUGGAAAAUGCUGUGAAGGAUAAAGGGAUGGUAUCUAAACUUUGCCAUUUGGACAUGGAGGAGAUCUGUUCUGCAAUUGCUAAGGCCAGAAAUCUGCUUAAAGGUGAUAACCAGCAAAGAGAAGCUGAUGAGUUUAAGAAUUGUUUGAAGGAGGUCAAGGGAAUCUUUAAACCCAUCAAAGCCAAGACUAUAUUCCUUUCUUCUCUCCUUGUUAAGUGUUAA